AUGGAUGCUAUGCCCAAUACGCUGAUAGGAAGGAAGCCAUGCAGCUCUGGUUUGGAUAGAGGGGCUUGGACCCCUCCUGAAGAUCUGCUUCUGAAAAACUAUGUGCAAAUUCAUGGAGUUGGAGAUUGGAGUAUUCUUCCUCUGAAAACAGGUCUGCUGAGAUGUGGAAGGAGUUGCAGGUUACGUUGGAUGAAUUAUCUUCGGUCCAGUGUAAAACAUGAUGACAUUUCAUCAGAUGAAGAAGAUCUCAUUCUCAGACUUCAUAAGCUGCUUGGUAACAGUGGUUGCAGGUGGUCGUUGAUAGCAGCUCGCAUUCCUGGCAGAACAGAUAACCAGAUUAAAAAUGUAUGGUAUUCACGUUUGAGCAAGAAAGCUGCCAAAACAGAAACCCAGCACUGUAAUGUAGUAAAACCAGUGCCAUUCAGAUAUAUAUUAGCCUCACCUAAUGAGAAUACUGUGGGUUUUAAUGCUGAAAUAAUUCAUAUGAAAGAUAGUGCCAAUAACUUCUUAUUCCAACAUACAAACUACAAGGGAAAGCAGACUAGUGGAUGUCUUGAACUGGAGGAGUUUGUUACAAAGCUUCCAGACUGGCCUUUCCCACAGUAUGUUCAUUAUAUGGCAAAAGGUGUGACCCUCACUGAAAUGCACAUUUCAGCUGUAAAUCCAAAAGAUAUUCACAAUACCAUAGAUCAGGGCUUUUGGUCACCAUCCUAAUGCACAAUGCUGUAGUUGUUUGCUAAUGGUACGAUAAACAUCUAGUUUCAAGAACAAUCUCUUAUUGCUUAGGUAUGUAUGCU
Messenger RNA from Cryptomeria japonica (Japanese cedar), 797 nucleotides. Its product is annotated as transcription factor WER-like. The record is from RefSeq and is a predicted model, not a curated record. Lineage: Eukaryota; Viridiplantae; Streptophyta; Pinopsida; Cupressales; Cupressaceae. The transcript is spliced from 4 exons. Bases 1 to 714 code for a protein of 237 amino acids.